Messenger RNA from Arctia plantaginis, 1008 nucleotides. The record is from the annotation of a GenBank genome assembly. Lineage: Eukaryota; Metazoa; Arthropoda; Insecta; Lepidoptera; Erebidae.
AUGAAUCAAUUAUUUUUGAGUCCAGAACAUGUUCUACAAGGAGGAUAUUUUCAUGCUACUUUACGGCAAUUACAAGAACCUAAUGUUAGCAUCGAACCGCAUAAUAUUAUGUACCCCGUAUUUUUACUAGAAAAUGAGGAUGCAGUGCAGCCAGUAGCAAGCAUGCCUAAUGUGAGCAGAUAUGGUAUCAACCAGCUCAUACCAAUUCUCAGUGAAUUGGUCGACAAAGGCCUCAAGUCAAUUCUCAUAUUUGGUGUUAUUUCAAAUUUACCCAAGGACGCAAUAGGUACACAUGCUGACUCCCCAGACAAUCCAGUAUUGAAGGCCCUGCCCAAGCUUCGAGCGGCGCUACCACAAUUACUGAUAGCGUGUGAUGUCUGCCUCUGUCCUUAUACCUCACAUGGACACUGUGGUUUACUCAUUCCAAACGGGGCUAUUGAUCAUGCUGCCUCAGCUCGAAGAAUUGCUGAAGUUGCCUUGGCAUAUGCUAAAGCAGGAGCACAAAUCGUGGCACCUUCCGACAUGAUGGACAAUAGAAUCAAGGCAAUCAAGGAUGCCCUUGUCUCCUGUAAACUGCAGAAUCAAGUGUCCGUUCUGUCGUACUCGUGUAAGUUCGCGUCGUCAAUGUACGGACCUUUCCGCGACACUAUGAAGAGCUCCCCUAUGGAAGGUGACAGGAAGUGCUACCAGCUGCCGCCAGGGAGCGCCGGCCUCGCUGCUAGAGCUGCUGCGCGGGAUGUGGCCGAGGGCGCCGACUUCCUAAUGGUGAAACCCGGUCUGCCGUACUUGGAUAUCGUCAGGCAGACAAAGGACCAGUUCCCAAAUCACCCGCUUUUCAUUUAUCAGGUGUCUGGUGAAUAUGCAAUGAUAUGUCGCAGUGGAGACAAAAAGGAAAUUGAGAGUUUGCUCAUGGAGACACUCACCUGCAUGAGGAGAGCUGGUGCGGACUGCAUAAUCACUUACUUCGCACCUCUUAUUCUAAGCAUAAUAUCUCGGCAGAAAAAUUAA